Messenger RNA from Striga hermonthica, 1071 nucleotides. Lineage: Eukaryota; Viridiplantae; Streptophyta; Magnoliopsida; Lamiales; Orobanchaceae. The record is from the annotation of a GenBank genome assembly.
AUGGACAAUACAAGGAAUCUUUUAUAUGCUGGCGUUUUGUUGGCUAUCAUAUGUUGUUGUUAUGGGCAAGUGAAGCCAAAGGAGUGCAAUCUGUACCAAGGAGAAUGGGUUUUUGAUGAGUCUUACCCUCUUUUCGACUCCUCGAAAUGCCCUUCGAUUCGCAAAGAGUUCGACUGCUUAAAGUACGGCCGACCGAACCGCGACUACCUCAAAUUCAGAUGGCAACCGGCCAAUGGCUGUGAAUUACCAAGAUUUGAUGGGAGAGAUUUUUUGAGGAGAAUAAAGGGCAAAAAGGUAAUUUUCGUGGGGGACUCGGUGAGUGGGAAUCAAUGGCAAUCGCUGGUGUGCCUUCUCCGUGAUGCCGUUGGGGAAGCGAAUGUCAUCACCGAUGCGAGUAAUUCAAUGCCUACGGUCACGUUUAAGGAGUAUGAUGUGUCAAUAUCAGUGUUUCUAUCGCACUAUUUAGUGGACAUUAGCACAAAAGAAGGGGUUGGGCGGGUGCUGAAUUUGGACUCUAUAAAAGAUGGGGAGACUUGGAAACAGGCCGACCUAUUGAUUUUCAACACGUGGCUUUGGUGGUAUCGCAAUGGACCUAAGCAACCAUGGGAUUAUAUUGAAAAUGAUGGGAAGAUAGUGAAGGACAUGGACCGCAUGGAAGCCUUUCGUAAAGCUCUAAUCACAUGGGCCGAAUGGGUCAACUCUCACGUCGACCCUUCUAAAACCACGCUUUUCUUCCAAGGAAUCUCCCCAUCCCAUUACAAUGGGAGAGACUGGAAUGAUCCCGGAACAACCGAUUGCUCGAAGGAGACGAAACCGCUAAACGGGUCGACGUAUCCAGGUGGCGAGCCACAAGCCUUGCAUGUCUUGAAACAGGUGUUGAGUAGCAACGUAUCCCCGUCUAAGCCGGUGCGUUUGCUCGACAUCACGACCCUGUCCCAGUUGAGGAAAGACGGGCACCCGAGCAGGUACAAUGGCUUCAGGGCCAUGGACUGCACCCAUUGGUGCGUGGCCGGCGUUCCCGAUACGUGGAACAACCUUCUCUAUGCCGAGCUGGGGAUUCAACAAAUAUGA